This is a messenger RNA of Rubroshorea leprosula, 3359 nucleotides long. The record is from the annotation of a GenBank genome assembly. Lineage: Eukaryota; Viridiplantae; Streptophyta; Magnoliopsida; Malvales; Dipterocarpaceae.
UUCUCUCCUCCCCACUACCUCUCCAUACAGGGUACAAAGAACAACAGACGCUGGUUUCUUUCUGGGUCUCAUAUUUGGAAAUCUUCUUAAUAGAUACAUUUUCAGUUGAGUGCAGUGCAGGUACCAGCCAAAUUUCUCUAACAGAUUUUCUGGACAUCUCUAUUUUCUUGACACUACAUCACAUCAUCAUCAUCAUCUCUGAACGCAAGCGCGCACCCACCGCAGGUGCCAAUCACUUUUCCUCUCCUUCCUCUGUUCCAACUGUUGUCAUUUUCUUCUGAUUUUCGUUUUUGUUACAAAUUCAGUUUUGUUUCUUACAUCUUUCAUACUGGUUUGCACUUCGUACCAUUAAUUUUUUUUACUCUUGAGAUUUUCGGCUUAAAUUUAGAUCAGAUCUAAAAAUAAAGUGAACACGGACAGAUUACAGACACAUAACUGUAUGCCCUGCUAGUACUUUGGGGUCAGGGAGAAUCCCAUUCUUUGUGUGCAAAUGCAAAACAUCCAUACCAGGCUAAUUCCUUGACAAAAUCUCAACCCCAAGACACAAAAAACAAAAAAAAAAAAAAAAAUGAAGAUAUUAUGCAGGGUACAACUGUUGCAGCACGGCAUCUUUCCUUUGUUUAUGCUGCCCCUACUCCUCACUUGGACACGAGCCAAUGAUGAUGUGCUCAUGUUGAUGGCUUUCAAAAAAUUCUCUGUUACCUCAGAUCCUCAUGCUAUCUUGGUUAACUGGACUGAUACUUCUUCCAGCCCCUGUUCCUGGCAGGGAGUCACUUGCUCUCUUGAUGGCCGUGUUUCCACUCUCGACCUCAGCUAUGCAGGUCUUGUUGGGAGCCUGCACCUCCCUAAUCUUACCGCCAUGUCCGCCCUCCGCCGUCUCUAUUUGCAAGGGAAUUCCUUUUCUGCCGGGGAUCUCUCUGCCUCAUCCUCCUGCAUGCUCGACACCCUUGACUUGUCCUCCAAUAACUUCUCCGACCCCCUCCCGGGCCAAGGACAAUCCUUUUUCUCUUCUUGCGAUCGUCUGGCUUAUGUUAAUAUGUCUCGAAAUUCAAUUCCUGGGGCUAGGGAUCGGAUACCUUUUGGUCCUUCUUUGCUGCAGCUUGACCUUUCUCGCAAUAAGAUUUCUGAUUCGGCCCUCUUGACUUACUCUCUUUCUAGUUGCCAGAACUUGAAUCUACUCAAUUUUUCUGAUAACAAGCUCGGCGAGAAGCUCAGUGUGACUCCCAUUUCUUGCAAGAAUUUGUCAAUUCUUGAUCUCUCAUACAAUUUGUUAUCCGGGGAGAUACCGCCUUCUUUUGUGGCUGACUCUCUCAGUCUCAAGCAUCUUGAUCUCUCAUUCAACAACUUCUCCGGCAACUUCUCCUCCCUCAACUUCAGCCGCUGCAGCAACCUCACCAUGCUCAAGUUAUCUCACAACAGCCUUCCUGAUACCCAGUUCCCGACGAGUCUGGCUAGCUGUACACUUCUUGGGGUGCUUGACUUGUCCCAUUUGGGCCUGAAAAACAAUAUUUCGGGUUCCUUGUUGGGAAAUCUCAAGAAUUUGAGGCAUCUAUCUCUGUCCCAUAAUCAGUUCACUGGUGAAAUCCCUCCCGAGUUAGGACAGGCUUGUACUAGUCUUGAAGAGCUUGACCUUUCAUUCAACAAGCUUGAAGGUGGCUUGCCUGCGCCUUUUAUGUCAUGCUCUUCUCUGCACAGUCUGAACCUAGGGAACAAUCUGCUCUCAGGAGAUUUCCUCAAUACAGUUGUGAGUAAUGUCAAGAAUUUGAGAUAUUUCCAUGUGCCAUUCAACAACAUAACUGGUUUUGUGCCAUUAUCUCUCACUAAUUGUACUCAGCUUCAAGUACUCGACCUCAGUUCUAAUGGCUUUACAGGGACUAUCCCUCCAGGAUUCUGUUCUUCCUCGACCUCAGCCCUGCAAAAGAUUCUUUUAGCCAACAACUAUCUCUCAGGAACAGUGCCGUUGGAGCUUGGAAGCUGCAAGAGCCUAAGGACAAUUGAUCUCAGUUUCAACAGCUUGAUUGGUUCUAUUCCCUCAGAGAUUUGGACCUUACCAAAUCUUUCGGACUUGGUUAUGUGGGCGAAUAAUCUCACUGGUGAGAUCCCAGAAGACACUUGCUCUAAUGGAAGAAACUUGGAGACCCUCAUUCUCAACAACAAUCUCAUAAGUGGAACCAUUCCAGAGUCCAUUGGCAACUGUACUAAUAUGAUAUGGGUGUCACUUUCCAGCAACCGCCUUACUGGACAAAUCCCUGUUGGUUUUGGAAAUCUUCAUAAACUCGCUAUCUUGCAAUUGGGUAACAAUUCACUCACUGGACAGAUCCCUCCUGAACUAGGUAAUUGCCAGAACCUCAUUUGGCUUGACUUAAACAGCAAUGCCCUAUCUGGAAAUCUACCACCAGAGCUUGCCAACCAAACUGGCGCGGUCAUCGCUGGCGUUGUUUCCGGGAAGCAAUUUGCGUUCAUAAGAAAUGAAGGUGGAACAGCAUGCAGGGGUGCUGGAGGUUUGCUUGAAUUUGAGGGGAUGCGAGCAGAGAAGCUUGAAAGUCUCCCAAUGGUUCAUUCUUGCUCAUCCACCAGAGUUUAUUCUGGCUUUAUUGUUUAUACUUUUUCUAGUGAUGGUAGCAUGAUAUACCUUGAUCUCUCUUACAAUUCCUUGUCUGGAACCAUUCCUGAGAAGUUUGGUAUGAUGAGCUACUUGCAAGUCUUGAAUUUGGGACACAACUUGCUAACUGGAGAUAUUCCUGACAGCUUUGGAGGUUUGAAAGCUAUUGGAGUUUUAGAUCUCUCUCACAAUCAUCUUCAAGGCUAUCUGCCAGUUUCGUUAGGGACUCUCAGUUUUCUUAGUGAUUUUGAUGUUUCCAACAACAACCUCACUGGUCCAAUCCCCUCCGGAGGUCAGCUAACCACUUUCCCAGCAUCCAGAUAUGAGAAUAAUUCAGGCCUUUGUGGGGUACCAAUGCCUCUGUGUGGCUCUGGAAGGCACUCAACAGAAUUACAUAGUCGGGGAAGAAAGCAAUCUAUGGCAACAGUAAUGGUGGUUGGCAUCACAUUCUUGAGUAUUGUUGCAAUUAUAGUAGCAGUAGUAAUCGUCCGAUUACAAUUACAAUCGAGAGAAUUACGACGAGAUGGAGAGAGUUAGAGACAGAUAGGAGAGAGAGCAAUCGCUUGCAAUUGGCAGCAGAGAGACUCUCCAACCCAAAUCCAACCUCUUCCCUUGGGAUUCGACUUGAGAUCGGAAAUGUACUUAUUUUUGCUUUGUGGUGGGCUAAUUCUCUCCAAGCCCCUCAGGCCCAUGUGUACACAAAAAAUGCUUUAGAGGCCCAAUCUGGGACCAACAAUAACAAAACAGUCGUUGCAUU